UGAGAGCAUUUAUCGAAAGAAAUUAUGACAAGAGAAGAAGAAGAAGAAGCAGAACUGUCAAAUUGGUCUAAUCGGAUUUUUUUGGAAACAACCACGGCACAGUUUUGCUAGUAUUAAUUUGACUUGCAAAUACUAAAUAAAAAUGUCUAAAAUACUUAAAGCCAGCACCGGUUUAACUGGAUUGGCCGUUGCCGCCAAUCCCCAUCACACACUAUCGGCUUUGUAUGGUAAAAUUUUGAGAGCCGUGGCCAAAAUGCCACAAGAUGCUGCCUACCGUAAAUACACCGAACAAAUUGUCCAACAACGUUCGAAAGCUGUGGAAACUCACAAAGAUAUCUCCUCUUUAGAGAAGGCCAUUGGCUGUGGCCAAGUCGAAGAACUUAUUGUCCAGGCUGAAAAUGAAUUGGUAUUGGCCCGCAAAAUGUUGGGUUGGAAACCAUGGGAAAAAUUGGUUCAGCCUGCCCCAGCCAAGCAAUGGGAUUGGCCACCAGCCCAAAUCAGCGAACCAAAACUUUAAAGUGAAUUAGAAAUUGUUUCCUUUUGUUUAGUGAAUGAAAUUCAUCGUAAUGAAAGUACAUUUGUAAGAUUUUGUUAUAUGGAAUAUUUUCUCCCAAGAAUAAUGUAGACUUUGAACAGCAUAAUGGCAGGCUUCAGAUGCGAGUUGUCUGGAGCGCAAAUAAGAAAGAGCCCAAUAAAUAAUAUACCGUUUAUUUGCAA
Musca domestica (house fly) is the source of this 717-nucleotide messenger RNA. RefSeq names its product NADH dehydrogenase [ubiquinone] 1 alpha subcomplex subunit 5 (gene ND-13B). NCBI's taxonomy places the organism in Eukaryota, Metazoa, Arthropoda, Insecta, Diptera, Muscidae. The record is from RefSeq and is a predicted model, not a curated record. Gene Ontology annotation, biological process: respiratory electron transport chain. The coding region runs from base 143 to 517 and encodes 124 amino acids. The transcript is spliced from 3 exons.